GACGACCUGGGGGAGGCUGAGUCUGACACCUUUUGGAGGCCAGCAUAACACCUUUUAACACCAUUUAACACCCCCAGCACUCUCCCGCCGCCACGACCUCCACGCUGCAUGCCCUGCCAACACCUUGUCGUCAAUGACAGCAUUAUGAUGGAAAUAAGCAAAGAUGGUGGACACUGUGUCUGCUGAGGAAAGGAGGAAGGAGCUUCUGGAAGAAUCUCGCAAGUACACGUACCCGGAGGACACAGCAAGUAUAAAGCUACGUUAUAAAGACACAGCCCUUGUGUUGUUUAAGGAAGGCCAUGACGAUCCCAAGAGCUUCCUCACCUUUGGAACGCGGAGGUCCUCUACAGUGAGUCAGUAUGGGAACACUCCUCUCAUCGUCCGCAGGUCCCAGAGUUCAAAUGGCGAGCUCUCCAAGGUCGCUGAACAGUGGCCUUCUCUCAGUUGCAGAACCUCAGUAAGUAACUAUACUUUAGUAGAGGCUGGAGAGAGGGAUGACGAUGAUAGCGAGACAGAAGAUGAGCUGGAUGUUGCAGUCAAGAGCUUUAGCGGCGAAUUACAAGAAUUGAAGGAGACAGAAGAGAGUGAGGGCAGUGUUGCAGAUGACAAUGAGGAUGCCACAAGUGAGAGUGGCAAGCAGAGUGUUGUUAUUAGAGGGACCAAGGGGAGUGAAACUGGGUUGGAAGUAACAGGAAAGCAGCAGCAAGUAAGUGCGGCAGAAGAAAAAGGCACUCUACUGCAGGCUGGGGAGUAUGAGACCAGAAAGAGCUUCAUCCAUUAUGACCUGCCAAUACAGAGGCCUAAAUCAGUUGAUAAAGAGAAAAAUGAAAAGAUCAGCGGAGAAAGCCUUGACGAGGAAAAGUCUGUUAAAGAGCAUCAGGAGGAAAUGUGUGAAGUUCAGUCUUUUGAUGAUAAACAGGGAGAUUCAAUUAAGGAAGCCACCAAAGAUACAGGCGGAGAGAUUAAGUUGAGUGAAGAAGACAAAACUGAAAGUGCUGAUGAAAAGCAAGUGGAUGAUGGGAGUGAGUGUCCAUCACGAAAAGCUGAAGAGAGUGAGGGUCCAUCACCAAAAGCUGAAGAGAGUGAGCGUCCAUCACCUAAAACUGAAGAGAGUGAGGGUCCAUCACCAAAAGCUGAAGAGUCUCCUGAUGUGCUGGAUGCUAAAGCCAAAGACAAGGAAAGCACAAAAAUUAUUGUAGAACAUGCAAUUGUCGAAUCUCACAAAGAGAGUGUCCUUAACAAAGAUGAACCUUUGGUGGAUGCUUCACCUGGCCGCAGAAGUAUUGGGUCUUCCUCUCCUUGUCAGGAGAAGGUUGGUCAAGAUCCCUUUAACCAGAGAUAUUCACACAUCUUUAGAACAGAAUUAAAGAUUGUGGAGGCUUCAGACUUAGAGUCGAAUGCAAAGCCAUCAGAGGCUUCAACCAUACCUGCUGAUGAUGAAGAUGAUGAUGAUGAUAUAGAAUUUGUUGAUGCAAUCUCUCCAGUUUCUCCUAAAAUUGACAUAAGAAGUGAGGGACAGAUUUUUGCCAGACAAUCUGCAUCAGAAAAAGAGGAAAAACCCACAGUUGCACCAACUGCACCUGAUGCAUCAAAGAUUAGUGAAAGGGUCAGCACCCCAUCUGUUCCCAUACAAGUGACUGCAGGAAAAGAGGAAGAAGAUCAGACCAAAAAAGAUUCAGCAAAUGAUUUGAACAAAUCUUUUGAUCGGGAGGAAUCCACUAAAUUCCUUGACCUGCCAGUCCGAAGUCCUACUCCACCCAAGAAAAGUCCCAGAAGGUCACCAAGAAGUCCCAAGAGCAAAGAGGCAGGCAAAGGUCGUCAUUCCUCACUUAUUUUACCCCUGGAAUCUGAGCCUCAGGCGGUGGCUCCAAAGGGAACUAGAUCGGCCUCCCCAACCACCAAGACGAAGGAGCAUGGCAGAGUCUUCACAUUCUCCCUGAAGCGAGAAAAGAGCAAAAGUGCCUCGUCUUUGCAUUCAAGAAGAGGUAAGGAUAAAGAGAGAUCUUCAGUUCAGGAGGGAAAAGAAGUAGGAAUGAAGCAUCAGGUUCUCUUACAUAGUGAGAGUGAUGACAUGCAGCUUGAAGCCCUUGGGAAAAGAGUUGGUGUCAGAAGCAUGGUCAUUGAUGGAACAAUCAAGCGCAACUUUAUUGUCAUACACCCAUCAGAUGAGUCAGACACCAUAGGACUGGCACCAAGGGCAGUCAUUUCAAAUGGAGAUGGUAAUGCACAUAUCAGAACCCCCAAAGCACUUUCAAGUGUAAAGUCUCACAUUUCAGGUCUGACAUCAAACAAAAUUGAGUCAGUCCAGAAAAUUUCUUUAAAACAGGAUAUAAAGGAAGAGUUGACAGACACAGUAAGGGAUACAGUCUCCUCCCCUACAACACUGGGACCAGUACCAAAAAGGUCACGGUCAAGAAAGACGAAAAGCACUGACAGAAUGCGCGCAAGUUCACAUUCCCUUUCCAAUUAUCCUGCAAAUGACAGCCAGUUGCAGCGAACAACAUCAGGGAUGUCUGAGGUGGAUUGUGAUUCUGUUAACAUGUCUUCACAAAGCUUGCACGUCAGCACAAAUAAAGUCACAUCAAAACUUUGUAGUAUUAUGUGAAGAUUUUAUGCUAUUUAAAGGACAGAACUAUAUAUUUGUUCAUUAUGAAAAUAAAGAAGAUUUAACUUUUAAAAAGGCUACAAAGGAAACAAAGAAAUAUUUGUAAUACAUUGUAAGAGAUAUUGGGAGUACUGGGUUUCGUCUGGACACAGAGAGUCCAUUUAGCUGCUGUGGUUCACUGUCUCAGAAAGUCACAAAGCGCAAAUUACUCUGUGAUUUAAUGGUGCCAUGAGGAAUAAGUAGACAGUAAUCAAAAUUGUUUGUCUCAUGAAAUAUUGUUUGGUCAACCUUGGCACCUGUUGAGCAGGUUUGUGACAUGAUUCCUUAUUGUCAUGCCCCAUUUUGUAUAAAAAAGGUUAUUUUUGAUCAACUCUCAUUCAGUAACUUGUAAGGGUGUUCUUUAUAUUUACCCAUAGGUAAUUUUGAUCAUAGAUGAUAUGAUUUAAGAUGUACUCUCUUCAUUGGCUUAUACUUUACGGUCAUUGCAUUUACUCUGCUUUUCAAGGUAUAAAGUGCAUUAAGACUGAAUAUGCAUGAAUUGCAAGCGUUUAAGGGAGAUGUGGAAGUGAAAUGAUACAAGUUUUGCGUGAUGCCGUCUUUUAAGACUUUUUGGACUUGAAGUUAAAGUUUCUCUGUUCUCAGGCUGUUUUUUUUCUUAUUUAUGACUGUGAAUUAUUACAGGAAGGAAAUGGUUGUGAAAAUUGUUAUAUUGUUUACUUUCAGUGUUCUUGUUCUGUUUGUAUAUGCAAGAAGUUUUUGUUAUUAUUAUUUAAUGGAUGUGUUCACUCAUUUGAUUUUGAAAUGCAAUAUUUAAAGUGUUCAUUUUCACAUUUCCAGUUUUUAGAUAUUGCUUUGCAUGCUUUGGAAAAAUAUGCUUAUUUAUUACACAAAGUCGUCCCCAUGAAUCAUAAGAAAGUGGUGAACACCUGUUGUUUGUUCAAAGUUUCUGAUAGCUUAUAUUGUAUUUUUUUUAUAUGAUGCACAUUCAUGUCAUCUUCUGUGUUGCAGAAUAGAUAUUGAGUAUGCAGAUACUGAGAAUUGUAAAGCAUAUGCACUCCAGUUAAUGCAGAUACUGAGAAUUGUAAAGCAUAUGCACUCCAGUUAAUCAUUUUAAGAUCAUCAACAGUUAAAAGAUUGACAUAACUGGUGUUUAUUUGUCACAGUAUUACCAGAGAUUUGGCAGUCAAGUCUCAGUUUUGCAAAGCCAUCAUUUUGUUGAGUUUCAUCUGUUGGUUGGCUGGCAGGAGGUGGUAAUAAUAGGUGUACCUUUAAGGACUAUAGAUGAAAGGAAAAUUGCAAGAAAUAUUCUUUCUACAAAUGAGGUAAAUAAUUUUGAAAAUAUGGGGGGAAAUCAUGUUUUGACCUUUUUUUUGUAUUUAGAGGUAACUGUCAUGCCUUUUGCCUUAGAAUAUUGAUAAAAGAAAGAAUGCCAUGCAUGUUCCUAGGCCACCAAGUAAUAUGCAUUAACCUCAUAUACUCACAUAUGAUCAAUCUUUUGUUAAGACAUUAAUUCUCUCUAUGCUUAUUGAUUGUAAGAGAUAUAUAUUAUGAUCUUUUCUAUACUUUAAGUAAUUCAUCUAGUCUCUUGUGAAAUAGAAAGUAAAUUUCUCAAAAUGACACAUGUAGUAUAUCUUCUUUAAAAUUUAAAUUACUGAUGAAAAUCUGAUACCGGUGGCAUUUUUAGUAUGCAAAAAUGAGGUGAGAAUCAUGUGUAUUCAUUAGUAAUUAAGAGCAAGGGUUGGCAUGCAUUCAUACUUAUAUUUAUAGCCUAAUGAGCCAUCUUCUCAUGAUCAGUGCGUGUGCAAAUGCAUGAAAAUUAUAGAGAAAGUUCAGAAGCAGAAUUGGGCGCCAUUUUAUUGUGCCAUGAUAAGGAUAGUGUAAGUAAUUACUAUUGAUCAGAUAAAAUGGAUAGGGGUUUUGAUGUCUAUGAUUGAAGGGAUCAGGAAAAACGUAGUGCAUACAUAGGUACAUUCAUGAUUUUUUUUUGAAAGGUCACGAUUCCAGAUAUCCAAAUUUAAAGAAGAGCAUAUCUGUGACCCUUAUACUGAUUCACUGUCAAUUGUUAUUAUUAUUAUUAUUGCUAUUGUUAUUGUUAUUGUUAUUAUUAUUUUAUUAUUAUUAUCUUUUUUUUUUUUCUUUUCUUUUUCUUUAAGACAUUUCUUGUUUCUGCUGAGAGGGAACGUCCACCAUUUACUACCAAAUACAUUUGGGAGAUCUUGGCCAUAUUAUUGCCAUAUUAUUCACUGAUCAUUGCUGUGGUUUAUUAUUAAACAAGAAUAAGACUCUUGUAUAGCCAAUCAACAGACUAUAUUGUGUGUGCAUGUUUUUUUUUUUGUUUUUUUUUGUAGGCUGAUAGGUCAUGUGAUCUUAAGAAAUAUGCAGUAUAUUGACAUACCAACACAUAUUGUGAUAUAAUUAUUUGAAGCAUUUUGAAGUGAUAUGAUCCUUAAGUCUUGGUUACAUGCCCUGUAUUUUCUUUCAGUAUUAUUUUGUAUGAUAUCAUUACCUUUUUUUCACUUUUUCUCAUUUUGGUGUGGUAGCAAAGGAAAUAUAGAUACUUGGGAAUGUAAUCCAUGACAUAUCUUUGUUACUGAUGUAAUUGUUUUUGUUUUUCUCUAUUUUCUUCAGGCUUGGCUUGUAUGUGUUUUUUUUUCUUCUUUUCUUUUCUUUUUUUACAUAGAUAAAUAUUUGCUUUGAUAUUUUUGCCAAAGCAUUACAUUUAAUUUGUCUUUCACUCUUCACUGGUGCUUCCCUCUCCCUAUUUAUUUAUUUUCUUUUGCAUAUGUACCACAUUUGUGUGAUCAGUGACGUGGAAAGCUUCGGGUAUGAGUUUUUCCAUCAAAUGGAUAAUUGAGGUGCUUUAAGCUCGUUUUUGUAGACUGUGUGUUUCUUUUGUAUAAAUAUAUGCAAGUGAGAUGA
Messenger RNA from Penaeus vannamei (Pacific white shrimp), 5524 nucleotides. RefSeq lists its product as uncharacterized. The record is from RefSeq and is a predicted model, not a curated record. NCBI's taxonomy places the organism in Eukaryota, Metazoa, Arthropoda, Malacostraca, Decapoda, Penaeidae.